Messenger RNA from Galleria mellonella (greater wax moth), 2494 nucleotides. RefSeq names its product glucose dehydrogenase [FAD, quinone]. The record is from RefSeq and is a predicted model, not a curated record. Gene Ontology annotation, molecular function: oxidoreductase activity, acting on CH-OH group of donors; flavin adenine dinucleotide binding. Bases 334 to 2229 code for a protein of 631 amino acids. The transcript is spliced from 8 exons. Lineage: Eukaryota; Metazoa; Arthropoda; Insecta; Lepidoptera; Pyralidae.
CGCUCGCGUCCAAUUUGAUAUAAACUUUAGUGCGUGCCUCAUGACUUGAACUGGAAACGGCUCCGUGAUUUCAUGUAAUUAAGUGUAUACGAUUCAAUUAUAAUUUACCUAAAUAUGAUAUGAGUGCAGUGAUUAAACAAUGGAAUGUGAAAAUUGAGUGACCCUAAAGUAUUUUCAAUUUGAUUGUUGCUCUUGAAGAUAUCUACCUACGUAAGCAUUAUGUUGGUUAGAUUACGUGAUUUGGAUGAACAAAGCGAAACACAAAUUUUAUUCCGAUGCCAAAUAUAAAAUGGAAAUGGUCAUGUAUUUGAAUGAGUGACAACCGAAUUCGACAUGAAAUGGUUAUUGCCUGCUUGGAUAUGCGUCUGCAUAUCUUGCUCAUGUGGUUUGGAAAUAUCCCGAUUAUUUGAUUUUUGGACAGAUUUAUUUCGACCAUUGCCACGCAAUCCAAACGAGGGAUUUAUUCCAGAUUAUACACCGUAUGAUCAGGAAGAAUUUGAUUUUAUUAUCGUUGGAGCAGGUUCAGCUGGUUGCGUUUUAGCAAACCGGCUAACUGAAAUAGGUAAAUGGAAUGUACUUCUCUUAGAAGCUGGAGGUAAUGAAAAUUUCUUCUCAGAUGUGCCAAUUUUUGCUUCUUUUCUAUCUACAACUUCUAUGAAUUGGGGUUAUUCAUCGGAACCCUUGAAAAGAGCAUGCAAAGACCUUAGAAAUAAUGUUUGUUUUCUACCUAGAGGAAAAGUACUAGGAGGAAGCAGUGUUUUAAACUUUUUAAUUUACCAACGGGGUCACCCUGAAGAUUUCAACGAUUGGGCGCGAAUGGGCAAUAAAGGGUGGAGUUAUUCAGAUUUACUGCCAUAUUUUAAGAAAUCAGAAAACAUUAGAAUACGUCAACUAAUGAAUUCCUCUUAUCAUGGCAAAGGGGGAUACUUAGAUAUAGAAUACGCCCCAUACAGGUCCCCACUAGAGAUCCCUUUUAAGAAAGCCGGUGAAGAACUCGGUUUUAAAUGGCGUGACCCAAAUGGAGAACAUGUUAUUGGUUUUUCUAAACCACAAGCGACAAUGAGAAAUGGUAGAAGAUGCAGCAGUUCUAAAGCAUUUCUGGAGCCUAUUCGUUUCAGAAAAAACUUAAAAGUUUCUAAAUAUUCAACAGUAGAGAGAAUAUUAAUAGAACCAAAGACUAAAACCGCCUACGGAGUGGAAUUCAAGAAAAGAAACAAAAGGCGGCAGGUACGAGCUCGCCGGGAGGUAAUUUUGGCAGCAGGUACUAUAGGCUCCGCCCAGUUAUUGAUGUUGUCUGGUGUAGGCCCUGAGGAACACCUGAAAGAAUUUAAAAUCAAUCCUUUAGUAAACCUUCCUGUGGGAUACAAUUUGCAAGAUCACGUUACAUUCUCCGGAAAUGCUUUUAUAGUCAACGAAACUAAUUUAUGCGUAAAUGAUAUGACAGCUGCUUCGCCAGUGUCGGCGGCUGCGUACCUAGCAGGACGAGGACCGUUGACAUUGCCAGGAGGUGCAGCAGGACUAGCAUUCGUACGCACCAAGUACGCCUAUGAUGAUCCAGUGGAAACGCGACCUGACAUAGAGUUGGUCAUGGGCGCCGGCUCCCUGGCUGGUGAUUUAUUGGGAAUAUUAAGAUCUUUACUAGGAAUAACGGACAAGUGGUAUUUACAAGUAUAUGGGAAACUGCCAUUCUUAACGAGACAGCGGUCAUUUGCAAUGAAUCCAGUCCUUAUCAAGCCUAAAAGUGUCGGCAGAUUGAUGUUAAGAAGCGCGAACCACUCUGACCAUCCGAAAAUCUAUCCAAAUUAUCUAGAACAUCCUAAUGAUAUGCGGCGUAUGGUAGAAGGUGUUCGAUUGACACAAAAGGUGAUCGGUACCAAGGCGUUCCAACGUUAUGGAACACGAUUACAUGAUGUUCCAUUUCCCGGAUGCGAACACCUGAAAUUCGAUUCCAAUGAAUAUUGGGAAUGUGCUAUUUCGCAAACAUCGAUUACAUUAGAUCACGAGGUUGGUACAUGCAAAAUGGGUCCAAGUGGUGACCCGACAGCUGUGGUGUCUCCAAGACUAGUUGUUAACGACGUACAAGGUCUAAGAGUAGCAGAUGGAUCUAUAAUGCCACGCAUUCCUGCUGCUCACACUCAUGCCGCCAUUGUGAUGAUCGCUGAAAAAGCUGCUGACCUCAUAAAAGAGGAUUGGGGAAUGUUAACAGAUUCACAAAACAAUACCGUUUAAUUCCACGUGUUUAAUACCAAAUUCUAAAAUAUAAAAAAAUUACGUUUUUUUUCUUCCUCCAUCAAAUAAGUUAACUACUUCAUAUAGUCACGUCUUUUACCAAAAAAUAUCUUACCAAAGAAUUAUUUAAAAAACAUUGAGCAUUUAAGAUCAUCAUCUCUAGUGUUUAAUAGGUAUCAGAUAGUUUGAUACUCAGCGUCUUUUAUAUAAUAUAAAAAUUACAACUAUCAAUAAAUAUAAAUCUAUUCAUAAACACAAAUGUUUU